AGCAACGCUAAGGAGUGGUAAUGUGUUUAUUAUAAUUAUAAAAGAACAAUGUUAUCUAAUUGUAGAAUUAUUGUAAAUAUUGCAAAACCAUUAAGAAACUUGUCUAUUAUAUUUCCUAGACACAAACAUGAUAGAAAUUAUAGUACUGUUAAAGCUGUUGUUUUUAAAGAGUUAGAAAAGCCAUUAGAAAUUUGUGAGAUAAAUUUACCUACAAAAUUAAAAGAAGAUGAAGUCCGUAUUAAAGUUCAUUAUUGUUGUGUGGAUUCAAUUGGUUCUAGAUAUAAGGACCGAGAAGGUGGAAAUUUUAUUCCAGGCUAUGAAAUAGCGGGGGAAGUUAUUGAAAUAGGUGAAAAAGUUCAGCCGGCAACAGCUAUUGUUGGAGAAACCGUUGCAGCUUUAAGCUUGGAAAACUAUGGUGGUUUAGCACAAGAAUGCAUAGUAAACUCAACUGAUGUAUUUCGUUUACCUUCUAACGUUGAACCGCAAAAAGCUGCAGUUUUAAUAUUUGCUCAUUCAACCGCACUUUAUGCAUUUUCAAGAUUUUGUAACCCUCCACCAAACGAAAAAUCUAAAUUUCUUAUAUCAUGCGGAUCCGCAGGAUUUGGUUUAGCUGCUUUAGAUAUUGCAGCCGGUAUUUAUAAAGCAAAGGUUUUAGGAGUGACCAAUUCUGAAGAAAGAGCCGAAAUAAUGCGGAAUCGAGGAGCGUUUGGAGCAUUAAGUAUAAAUGAAAAAAAGUUUAAAGAACAAGUGUUGAAACGCAUGGGAAAUGCAGAAGUUGAUGUUGCUUAUGAUGGCCUUGGUGGUGAAAUUUUGAAGAAAAUGAUGUCUUGUGUAAAAAUGGGCGGUACAAUUUUAAGUGUACGAGAUGAGAAAGAUACAAUUAUUAAACCACCAGUAAAUACAUUUUUUUCUAUUAUAAGUUUACCACGUCUACGAAUACAAAACAAUAAUUUAUAUCGUCAAGUAAUAUUAGAUACAUUGGAAUUAGCCGAUCAAGGUGUGCUAUCACCCUAUAUUAGUUCAACAUACAAAUUAUCAGAAGUAAACGAUGCGAUUGAUUUUAUCAAAGCAAAAAAAUCAAUGGGUAAAACAUUAAUUGAAAUG
This is a messenger RNA of Chrysoperla carnea, 1104 nucleotides long. RefSeq names its product quinone oxidoreductase-like protein 2. Gene Ontology annotation, molecular function: oxidoreductase activity. The transcript is spliced from 4 exons. The annotation marks the transcript as partial. Gene Ontology annotation, cellular component: mitochondrion. Lineage: Eukaryota; Metazoa; Arthropoda; Insecta; Neuroptera; Chrysopidae. The record is from RefSeq and is a predicted model, not a curated record.